Molecule: messenger RNA, 1264 nt
Organism: Daldinia vernicosa
Lineage: Eukaryota; Fungi; Ascomycota; Sordariomycetes; Xylariales; Hypoxylaceae
Product: class I glutamine amidotransferase-like protein
Exons: 2
Coding region: 345-1046 (233 amino acids)
Source: RefSeq, a predicted model, not a curated record
UCCCAAUUAGGGUCGAUGCGGCAUCCUUUAACCCUAUAGUAAGAAGGUAUCAACACCAAUGGAUGACCCAUGGAUGCCGGCAUACACCUGCAAUUAAAGUGCGGAUUACGAAGGAUCUCAUUUACGAUUCCUGCGUCUUAUUUUCUCAAAGGUGCUCUCUCCGAUAUGUAUCGGAUUAGUUGACUAAUUGUCUCACGAUACACGAAAUUCUAGGCCACCACGAUAGUCACACUUGAGUCAACUUAUAGAAACAUCUAUCGAUGCCGUUGUUAGCAACAUCUCACUCUGUUUAAACCAAAAUAAACAGAGCUUAGACUACCGACAGUCAGAUCAUAUUGCCCAUCAUGGUUAACAUAACUGCACCCCUUCGUAUCGGCUACGUACUGUUCCCGGCCUUCACAUCAAUAGACGUCUUCGGACCUCUGAAUGUGCUGAACCUAGUUUCCAUGAACUAUAACAUGACGCUGUCGCUGCUGUCGACGAACCUGGAGCCGAUCAGCGUAGACCGUACCAUCAUAGGCGGCGUGGGUAGUGGCAUGGGCGCCGUGUCGGCGUCGCCCAACUUCACCGAGUUCGUCCUCCCGACGCACACUUUCGACAACCCACCAGAUCUCGACGUGCUCUUCGUGCCAGGAGGCUACGGUACCCGCAACAUUAACGGCACGCAACCCCACGUCGACUGGAUCCGCAGCCGCAUCGAGCAGGAGCCUAAGCUCGACUACUUGAUGAGCGUGUGCACUGGCGCCUCGCUUUUGGCGCGGACCGGCAAGCUCGAGGGCAAGAACGCUACUACGAACAAGGCCGCUUUUAACUGGGUCAAGUCGGUCGAGCACGCCGAUAAAGUCAACUGGAUUGCUAAGGCCCGGUGGGUCGUCGAUGGAAAUAUCUGGACCAGCUCGGGAGUCAGCGCCGGCACGGAUAUGACCCUGAAUUGGGUUGAGCACCUAUACGGGAGGAACGAAAGUGAGAGGGUGCGAAACAUUAUGGAAUGGAAUGCGAUGAACCAGACCGAUGACCCAUUUGCCGAGUAUUACGGACUGGUGUAAGUAACCAGAGGUUGAAGGCUCGCGUUUCGUAUUUCACGUUUUUUAUCUUUGAACUGCAUCAAUUAUACCCCCCAAAAUGGCACUUCUAGCCAUUACUUUACAUCGUUAGGCGGACACAGCCGUCAGCGGGGUUACCCGGUAGAAUAGGACGGAGAAAGUUGCCAAAAGGGGGUAAGGGUAGACUUUAGUAGGACAAGUAGGAGAUCGUGAGAAUCGGC